UCACCUAGCGACCGGCAGAAGACAGUGGCCUAACCAGGUGAAAGGAUGCUAAGCCGGCUUCAGGAGCUUCGCAAGGAGGAGGAGACCCUGCUGCGUCUAAAGGCGGCCUUGCAUGACCAACUGAACCGUCUCAAGGUGGAAGAAUUGGCCCUCCAAUCAAUGAUAAGCUCUCGAAGAGGGACUGAGAAGCUGCCUUCUCCGCCUGCACCUGAACAGUUAUAUGAUAUGUCAGUGCACGUAGACAAUGAAGAAUCAAUCAAUCAAACUACCCUGAAGCUUAGUACAAGGACCCCUAUGGAGGAAGAAGAGGAAGAAGAAGAGGAAGAAUCUGAUUCAUAAGGGAGACAAGAGCUAGGGUUAGUUUUACAAACUAAAUUUCUAAAUCUCAAGCACUUGCCUUGGGUCUCAGGGUUUAUGUGAAAGAGUAUGUACACUUGUGAAUGGCAGAGGCUUGGUUUAAAGUGUCUACCAUACAAAUAUGAAGACCUGAAUUUCAAUCCCCAAACCUAUGUAAAAAGCUGGGUACAGUGUUACAUGCCUGUAACCCCAGCACUGAGGAUAGGGAAACCACCAAUCCCUGAAGCUGUGUGUCUAGCCAGUCUAUCGAAACCAGUGAGCUUCAAGUUCACUGAGAGGCCUUACCUGAAGAAAAUAGUGAUGGUGGGAAUGGAGGUGUACACCUUUAAUCCCAAUACUCAGGAUUUAGAAUAGUGCUAGUAUACAGAAAGCUACAAAAAUGUGGUUUUUUUUUAAUGCUCAAAUAUAUGAAACAAUUCAAGUUCAACUUCACCAGAGGACUGGGAAAAAGUAGAUAAUAUCUCAUCAUUAUCUAAAAGAUCUUUAGUAGAAAAUAAGGAGUUUGGCUAGCUUUGGCAUAUACACACCUGUAA
Molecule: messenger RNA, 890 nt
Organism: Phodopus roborovskii (desert hamster)
Lineage: Eukaryota; Metazoa; Chordata; Mammalia; Rodentia; Cricetidae
Gene: Snapc5
Product: small nuclear RNA activating complex polypeptide 5
Exons: 3
Coding region: 46-339 (97 amino acids)
Biological process (GO): transcription by RNA polymerase II; transcription initiation at RNA polymerase III promoter
Cellular component (GO): nucleus
Source: RefSeq, a predicted model, not a curated record